This is a messenger RNA of Sitophilus oryzae (rice weevil), 789 nucleotides long. RefSeq names its product putative nuclease HARBI1. The record is from RefSeq and is a predicted model, not a curated record. The transcript has 3 exons. Bases 1 to 789 code for a protein of 262 amino acids. NCBI's taxonomy places the organism in Eukaryota, Metazoa, Arthropoda, Insecta, Coleoptera, Curculionidae.
AUGGUAAAAUUCAAACCUUUUUUUAGAUCUGUAGCUGAUCGUUUUGGGAUCAUAAAUAAGAAAUUUAAAAUUAUUGCUUGGCCAAGUCAAGUAAGGGCAGAAGAAAUUGAAAGGGAGUUUAGGGCCAUUAAUGGAUUUCCAGGAAUAAUUGGAGCAAUAGAUGGGUCCCACAUAAGGAUUCUGAAACCAAAAGAAAACCCUAACUCAUACUGCAAUAGGAAGAGCUACCACUCAGUUUUAUUGCAGGGGGUAUGCGACAGCAAAAAAUUAUUCUUGGACGUUUAUGCAGGGGAACCUGGGUCUAUACAUGAUAUGCGUUUAUUUCGAAAGUCAGACCUUAACUCAAGAAUAAGAAAUGGCUCUGUGAUAUUUUCAGAAGAUCAUCAUCUUAUUGCAGACUUGGCAUAUAAGUUGUCACAUUAUUUACUGGUUGGUUUCAAAAAUAAUGUAGUUUUAACCCCUGCCCAAAUUAAUUUCAACAACAAACUGUCACAAUGCAGAGUAGUGAUAGAAAAUGCAUUUGCUCUUCUAAAGGGCAGGUUUCGUGGUUUAAAGUCUUUAGAAACAACUAGAUUGGAUCUAAUCCCACUAAUUAUUGUAUCAGGAACUGUUCUUCAUAAUAUAUGCAUAUUAAAUGGAGAUCUACUGGAAGAUAUUGCAGAUUUACAAGAUUUGGAAGAAGAGAUUUUAAUUGAGGAAAAUGUUUAUGCAGUUGUUGAUGAUGUAAGAGAAGAUUUGCAAGCAGUUCGAAAGAGGAAUAAUAUAAUGAAUGCUCUACUAAUGAAUUAA